UUUGUUACCUUCUCGAUAGCCUCCUCCUCUACCAUCAUCUCUCCCACAAACUCAUCAUCGUGUAGUUUUAGGCCAUCUGAGGGCCUUUGAAUGGCUCUCGGCCUCCUUCAUUUUUCAUAGCAUUUGUGUAGUGUGUGCAAAUCCAUCAUCGCAUCUUCAUAUCUGAAGAAAUGAAGGUGACCACUCAGCUCAAGCCCAUGGCCUCCUCGUCGACGUCGCCGUCGCCGUCGCGGCUGCCGCGGAGCGCGAGCGGCAAGGCGCCCACCUCGCCGCCGUCCAGCUCCAACGCCUCGCGCCGCCACCACCAGCAGCCGCCGCGGGCCUCGGCGUCGACGCCCGCCACCCCGGCGCCGUCGCGCCACCACCUCAGGUCGCUGUCCAUCAGCUGCAUGACGAUCAGGACCGACGACGACUCGCCGCCGCCGGCCGCCACCCACAAGGACAAGGCGGCGACGGCCAAGCCGCUGUCCUACUACUCGUCGAUGCUGUCGCCGAGGAAGCUCAUGCAGCGCGCGUCCCGCGCGUUCCGCCGCAGCAAGUCGUCUCGCCGGAGGAAGAGCAAGGACGACGUCAUCGUCGGCGUCGGCGGCGGCGGCGGCGACAUCUCGGCCUCGGUCAACGGCAAGGGCUCCGAGUCGUCGGCGAGCGUGCCUUCCUUGGAUGCGAUCACUACCACCGACGACGACGUCCAUGGCGGCGGCGCAAGGCAAGAUCAGCAGGAGGUCGUCCCGGAGAAGAUCAUACACGAGGCGAACACGCCGGUGGUGAUCGCCGUCGCGGCGGUGGAGGAAGAAGAGCCGAACACGAUCAAGUCGCCGGAGCCGGAGAAGGAGAUCGCGACCACCGCCACCACCAUCAUCGAAGAGGAGGAGGUGGUCGACGACGACGAGCCCAAGAAAGGCGACGCCGCUGCUACUCCAGUGCCCACCGACUCGCCUGCCGCCGCCUCCUCGACGGAGGAGGACAAGUUCGUCGUGGUGGUGAAGGAGGAGGACAAGUUCUUCGCGGUGGUGAAGGAGGAUGACAAGUUCGUGGCGGUGGUGAAGGAGGCGAUCAAGAAGCAGCGUGACGACGACGCCGACGGCGACGAGCUGGUGCGGAGGUUCAAGGGGAGCAGGGUGAAGACGGCGAUGGAGAAGAGGUCGGAGGAGGAGCAGCCUCGCCGGCGGGAGAUGGCGCGGCGGAGCAACGACGUGAUCGAGGAGGCGCGGAGCAAGCUCCUGGAGAAGCGGCAGUGCAGCAGGGUGAAGGCGCUCGUCGGCGCCUUCGAGACCGUCAUGGACGCCAAGCCCGCCGGCGACGGCGCCGCCGCCAAGCCGCAGCACUACCACCCUCGCCGUUGAUUAAGGAGGAGGAGGCCUUAAUUGAAGGAGAUUAAUAACCACUAAUGCUUGCUUGCUUCGUAAAUUCGCCUUUUGGAUUUAUUUAUUUACUGCUCCGACUUUUCGUCACACACUAUACUACUGCAUCACGGAGUAAAUAUAUGAUUAUUCUGUGAUGAUUUAAUUAAGGAGGGAGAUGAUAGAGGAGGAUGAUGUACUCAUUUUGUUUCAGAAAAAUUUCUGCACUGA
Oryza sativa Japonica Group (Japanese rice) is the source of this 1571-nucleotide messenger RNA. The record is from RefSeq and is a predicted model, not a curated record. NCBI's taxonomy places the organism in Eukaryota, Viridiplantae, Streptophyta, Magnoliopsida, Poales, Poaceae.